Messenger RNA from Puccinia triticina, 219 nucleotides. RefSeq lists its product as uncharacterized. The transcript has 2 exons. The record is from RefSeq and is a predicted model, not a curated record. The coding region runs from base 1 to 219 and encodes 72 amino acids. Lineage: Eukaryota; Fungi; Basidiomycota; Pucciniomycetes; Pucciniales; Pucciniaceae.
AUGAGUCAGGAUCCUGGUGCACCCGGUGAGCAACCGCGCAGUGGGGAUAACGGUGCCCUCCCUCCAGGCAAGGACCAGGCGUGGAUCUCGGCUUUGGUGGAUAACCUUGUUCCAAAAUUUCAAGGACAAGGAAGCGCUUCAGCUAAUGAUGCCGGUACGCAGGACAAUCAACGAGGCAAGAUCCCAAGUUCAAGAGCCGUCACAGGUCGAUGUUUCUAG